This is a messenger RNA of Cyprinus carpio (common carp), 1310 nucleotides long. RefSeq lists its product as uncharacterized. NCBI's taxonomy places the organism in Eukaryota, Metazoa, Chordata, Actinopteri, Cypriniformes, Cyprinidae. The transcript has 6 exons. The coding region runs from base 504 to 1157 and encodes 217 amino acids. The record is from RefSeq and is a predicted model, not a curated record.
GUGGUGUUAUCGGUUAUCAGACUACUAAAAGAACUCAGAAUCCAUGUUCAAGCCUUACGGAAGACCAUCAGAGAGGUCUCAGAGAGGAGGCAGAAAGAAGUAGUCAGUGGAUCUGGCUCAAGCGGAACGAUCCGUGUUGGGCCCCAAGUAAAGCAUAAAUCACUAAAAAACUCCCAUCUUUCAACAUCUCGGACAACCGCAGACUUGGAUCAUUUCUGGGAAGGGUGGAGCACUUGCAGCAAGCUGAGGACUGAUCGUCUUGCAGCAGGCCACCCUUGUGGAGAGUGUAUAUAGAUGAAAGGCCGAAACACCCAAGGAUAGAAGGGCGCACUACUGAUGAUGCAGCCUGUGCUCUAUCGAACCAAAAUUGUGCCCGGAUCAAGAUUAUCUCCUGUACAACUUGAAGAAUUCCAGUCAGCUGAUUGUCUACCAUUCUUAUCAAUAAGCAGACUUUGACGCAGGCCUGCUGAUGGGGUUUGGUCUGUCAUCAUCACCAUAGUGGCAUGAAGGGGAAAUCUGCAGUUCGUGAGCAGCAGAGAGCGUCAGAGUGGAAUAAACUCACGCGGUGGAGACAUACAGAGCGCGGAAUCACAACCAUGGAUGCUGUAAAUGCUGUGCAGCUGUUCAUAUUGGUUUGGACCUUUACUGCUGUCUGUCAAGCUGAAGAUUUGGAUAUCAUUGUAAGCUGUGAGAAUGUGACUGGAUCUGUGGGGAAAGAAGUAACUCUCACCUGCAACGUCUCACUGCAGAGCCGUGAUUGUUCCACUGAAAUGGGUAUGUUUCGAUACCCUAAUGACUCAGUCAUCUGUAAACAAAAGCUUCCUAAAGACUCCAGCUUCACAUGCCGCUACACUACAACUACAGCAAUGACAGAAAAAUUCAGCUUCUUUGUGCAAACAAAGUGUGGAGUGAAACAAACAGAAUUCACUGUGGACAUAUCAGAUCCAUUAUCAGUAAAAACAGAGGAUCCCAAAUCUAAGUAUCCUAUCAUCACUUCGGUUGCGGGCUGUUUCAUCAUCAUCCUCUUCAUCAUCAUAAUAACAAUCAUUUGCAAAACAAAACCAAACUUCACCAAGUCUUGUGGAUUCCAAAAAAGGAUGUUUCUAUGCAUCAGACAUGAUGAAGACAACACCACUCCUCCAGAAACUGUGAUAUAGCACUGACUCGGCAAUACAAGUUUUCAUAUGGUGCAGAAAUACAUUUACAUUUAGUCAUUUUGCAGACGCUUUUAUCCAAAGCGACUAACAGUUGGGGAUACAUAAAGCAAUUUUUCUUAAAGAGGCAAACAGACACAGGAAGUGCUUGUAAUA